This is a messenger RNA of Tribolium madens (black flour beetle), 370 nucleotides long. RefSeq lists its product as uncharacterized. NCBI's taxonomy places the organism in Eukaryota, Metazoa, Arthropoda, Insecta, Coleoptera, Tenebrionidae. The transcript has 2 exons. Bases 32 to 292 code for a protein of 86 amino acids. The record is from RefSeq and is a predicted model, not a curated record.
ACUUUUGUUACUUCCAACCCGACAUUCGACGAUGAAAAUUUUGCUUUUGGUGCUCGUUAGUGUCGGAUUUUGUGAACUGAUUCAUCGCGAGAGUGUGGUUCGAGUUAGGGAGGAAGCGGGGCCCGGGGGCGUAUGGCAGACCAAAACCCAGUGGAAGGCCCAUUGGGUCAAGCAUUGGGAGACGCGAAAAAUUUGGAUACCGAUUUGGAGAAAGGUGUGGGGGCCCGUGGAGGUGAAAGAGUGGAUUCCUCUACCCAAACCGCCCCCGAGUUGGACCCCACCGCCAUCGUAAAACACAUGACUCUUUACAAUUGUACGCUUUACACUUUAUUGCUGUGUAGUAUGAAAGACAAAUAAAUUAUUUAUUUAU